CCCUUCCCCCACCCGCGGUUAGACUGUACAGCACUUGCCACGAUACUUCCUCUCGCCCACUCCCCUUCUUAUAUUCAGCACCUUCUCCAUUUUCUCCACUUCAUGUAUCCUCUUCCCUAGCAUUACAUAAAUCCCUAGUCUUUGUACUCCAGACAAACAACAAAAGCACAUAGUACUUCUUUGCCCUUCUCUCUCGCAAAACUCAAGCCGAAAGAUUGUAUUUUGAAGAAGAAGAAGGAAAAGAAAGCGAAGAUGGAGAGCAAUCAAUCAUCCUUCUGGCAAUUCAGUGAUCAACUCCGUUUACAAACCAAUAGCUUAGCCAAUCUUUCCCUCAAUGAUUCGAUUUGGAGCAAUUCUUAUGUGUCCAAAAGGCCUGAAGAAAGGAGAAACUUUGAUAUCAGGGUUGGUGGUGAGGUCAAUUCAUUAGGCAGCAGCAAUUUGAAGUCUGAUUUUAAUCAGGGGUUCAGCAAUGAUUCUGGCUGGAACAACAACAACAACAACAACAAUAAUUACAACAUCAGCAACAAGUUUGGAUCUUUUGGUGGUUCUUCUACAAAAGGCGGUUUUGAAAAUGUUGGGGUGGGUUUAAAUGGUGGAUUUAAUAAGGGGAUCUACAAUUCCUCUGCAGUUAAUUUCGCUAAUUACAGUAAGGGAAAUAAUAAUGUGGUGGCGAAUGGUAAAUUGUUCUAUGGCAAAAGUGGUAAAGUUGCUGAUUUGGAUGAGCUUGGAAUUGUGCAUGUGGGUGGUAAAAGUGGCAAGAAGAACAAGGGUAAUAAGGAUAUCAACAAGGAGAGUUCUAAUAAUAACAAUAACAACAACGGUGAUGGCAAAAAUGGGGUGGACAAGAGGUUCAAGACUCUGCCACCAUCUGAGUCUCUGCCCAGGAAUGAGACUGUUGGUGGAUAUAUUUUCGUCUGCAACAAUGAUACCAUGCAAGAAAAUCUCAAAAGACAGCUUUUUGGCUUGCCUCCCCGCUACCGAGAUUCUGUCAGAGCAAUAACACCAGGAUUGCCCCUGUUCCUCUACAAUUAUUCCACCCACCAACUCCAUGGAAUUUUUGAGGCUGCAAGUUUUGGUGGAACUAACAUUGACCCAUCAGCCUGGGAGGACAAGAAGAACCCUGGUGAAUCGCGUUUCCCUGCUCAGGUUCGUGUGAUGACUAGGAAGAUUUGUGAACCUAUGGAGGAAGACUCUUUUAGGCCAAUCCUUCACCACUAUGAUGGCCCUAAAUUCCGUCUCGAAUUGAGUGUUCCUGAGGCCCUGUCUCUCUUGGAUAUAUUUGAUGCCUAGAGCGUAUUUUAACCCAACUGGCCGCUGGGCAGCAGGCAGAGUUUGUACCAACACACGAUCCACCAUCAAUCAACAACGGAACAGAUGGAAGUGAGGGAGAGGGAGUAUAAAGAAGUACAAUAAUAUUUUUACUACUACCGAACCAAUAAUAAUAUUUUGGCAGGUUGAAGGCGCAUGUAUUACUAUUAUGUUAUGGAAGAACAGAGCAGCUAUGUACAGAGAGAUUUUAUCAUCAUCAUCAUCAUCAUCAUGUGUGUUUAAUUAAAAAAGAGAGAGAGAGAGAGAGAGGGUACUUUUUUUUGGGUUGGUGGCUUUUGCAAUUACGUGGCACGUUACGCCCUCACAUACUACAGAUUCUAAAGUGAAAAAAAUAAUAAUAAAGCGAUAAAGAGGCCAUAAUAGUUA
Coffea eugenioides is the source of this 1695-nucleotide messenger RNA. RefSeq names its product B2 protein. Bases 253 to 1290 code for a protein of 345 amino acids. The record is from RefSeq and is a predicted model, not a curated record. The transcript is spliced from 5 exons. Lineage: Eukaryota; Viridiplantae; Streptophyta; Magnoliopsida; Gentianales; Rubiaceae. Gene Ontology annotation, biological process: response to endoplasmic reticulum stress.